Candidozyma haemuli is the source of this 1482-nucleotide messenger RNA. RefSeq lists its product as uncharacterized. The transcript has a single exon. Gene Ontology annotation, molecular function: transmembrane transporter activity. Lineage: Eukaryota; Fungi; Ascomycota; Pichiomycetes; Serinales; Metschnikowiaceae. Bases 1 to 1482 code for a protein of 493 amino acids. Gene Ontology annotation, biological process: transmembrane transport. The record is from RefSeq and is a predicted model, not a curated record. Gene Ontology annotation, cellular component: membrane.
AUGUCUUCCAUCCCACUCGAGGAUCUCAACGAACCUUUCUUGGAACCAGGGCCCGAGGGCUCUACUGGCGAUGGGCAUGGGCCUGAUUUCAAGUACUUGGCAACGCUUCCACCUAACCAGAAGUAUGUGACCCAGUUCAAUGGACAGCAGGUCUAUAUCGACUCUGUGGAUUGGCGUGAUAGCAAAUUGAUGAAGUUUCAAGUGGUGGUGGCGCUUCUGACGUUUAUCUUGUUCGGUCUUGGUGACCAGACCAUCGGUACGAUUAUCCCGAAACUCCAGGAACAGUACCAUAUCGGUGAUUUGCAAACAUCUUUUAUAUUUUUGUCUUCGACAGCUGGGUACUUUAUCCUGGCGCUUACUUGUGAGUUCUUCCAGAGAAGCUUUGGCGUUAGAGGCGUGGGUAUCAUUGGUACCGGCUGCUUGGCUUUGGCUUUCUUCAUCAUCAGCACUCAUCCGCCAUUCUGGCUUUUCAUUGUGUGCUAUAUGAUUAACGGUAUUGGUCUUGGAAGUUUGGAUGCUAGUGUCAACGGCUGGGUCGGUGGUAUCGCUGACUCAAACCAGAUUCUUGGAAUUGUCCAUGGCUGCUACGGCUUGGGAUGCAUGAUAUCUCCCCCAUUGAUCACAAAACUUAUGGAAAGAAAGCAUAACCCAUGGAACUGGAACCAUUACUAUGUCGUGCUUAGCAUUUACGGUGUUAUCAAUUUGGUCUGCUUUACUUUCUCCUUCCGCCAUGAAACCGCUGCAAAGCACAAGUUCAAUGUCAUUCUCAAGGAGCAGAAAAGAAGUCUUGCUGAUAAAGAUCCAGAGUUUGAGAUCGGUUCGGGUGACGAAUCUGUCGAGGACACCGUUAACGAAGGAACUGAUGUCUCGUUCACCGAUGCUCUCAAAUCUAAGCUUGUCUGGGUGUUUGCCAUCUGCUUGUUCAUCUACGUCGGUGGUGAAGUGGCAUUUGGUGCUUGGUUGAUGACCUUCUUGAUCAGAAUCAAGAAACUCAGCUACAAUUAUUCCUCUUGGAUGGCCACCACUUUCUGGUUGGGUCUUACGGUGGGCAGAAUAGCGCUUGGGUUCGUUACCGCUCACGUAUUCAACACGGAACUCAUGGCAAAUCUUGCGUAUAUUGUGGCUUCUCUGGCAGGCUACUUGAUCUUCUGUCUUUUUGCAUUUUCAAAAGCCAACUGGAUCUUAUUUCCAAUCGUUUUCAUCACAGGCCUCUUUGUGGGUCCUAUUUUCCCCACUACCAUCGUUGCCUCUAUUGAGAUCUUGCCCACAAGGUACCAUGCAACCAGUGUGGGCUUCAUUUGUGCCUUUGGUGGAGGUGGAGCUGCCGCUCUUCCUUUCCUCGUGGGCUUUGUCGCUGAUCACAGCAAGCUAGGAAUGAAAGCACACCCUUUCAUCGUGUUUGCAUUAUACCUUAUCUUAUUGGUGUUGUGGGCUGGAAUUUGUAAGCGUUAUGCUGGUCAUAAGCGGAGGGGUGUACUUUAA